GGGCUAUUUAAUCCUCGUUGUUAGCAGUCCCGCAAGUUUAGGCUUUUACGAUUAUCAAGAGUUUCAGUUUGGGGAUUUGGCAAUUAGUUAAAUUGCUAAUUUUUUAUGUAAAACCCUCUCUUAGAGCAAAGAAGUGAUCUUUACAGGUUGAUUACAUGCAGAAGAAUGUAAGAAGAAACAGAAGUGUAGAACAGCUGUUUGUUAAAUUGCUGCUUAAGAUUCAAUUUCGAAUAGUAGAGCUUAAUAUAUUUGAUGACACAAGCCCAGACUUCUUAGUGAAUUGGACAUUUUAUAUUUGAUGAACAAUGGUCCACAUCUUUUUAAAAAGCCAGCCACUCCCACACCAAGCAACGUUGAUCUUGGCUUCCAAGAUAUCUAUUCUUUGUUGCCAAUCCAAGGAAUGAAGCAAUCAAAAGGUGGUUUUUUCUCUCCUAUAAAUCACAAAUUGGUUUGAUUAGGUAACUCUAUCUAUGAGUUUCCUUAGUAAGAUAAGGAAGGCCAUGGGGAAGUGCCUCUCGAGCCGUCCGGCGACUCCUCCAAUGGCGCCUAUGGGCGUGUGCUUAUAUGUUCUCGAUCGAUAUGUGGUGAUAGAUAAUGGCAUCAUGAAGCUCACUUUGUCAAAGCCAGAGGGGAUUGUAACUGGAGUCCAGUACAAUGGGGUUGAUAAUCUGAUGGAGAUACUUAACAAGGAAGAUAAUAGAGGGUAUUGGGAUCUAGUGUGGAGCGAACCUGGAGGACCUGGAAUUUUUGAUGUGAUUAAAGGAACAGAUUUUGAAGUAAUACUUGAAGAUGAGAAUCAAGUUGAAGUUUCAUUCACAAGGAGAUGGGAUCCAUCCUUAAAAGGAACCAUUGUCCCCUUGAAUAUUGACAAAAGGUUUAUUGUGCUGCGUGGCUCAUCAGGAUUCUAUACUUACUCCAUCUAUGAGCACUUGGAAGGAUGGCCUGAUUUCAAUAUGGCAGAAACCAGGGUUGCUUUCAAGCUUAGAAAAGAUAACUUUAGGUUCCACUACAUGGCAGUGGGUAACGAUAGGCAAAGAAUUAUGCCAAUGCCUGAUGAUCGGAUGGCUGGAAGAUGCCAACAGUUAGCAUACCCAGAAGCAGUUCUUCUGACAAAUCCAAUCUAUCCAGACCUUACAGGAGAGGUGGAUGACAAGUAUCAGUAUUCAUGUGAUAACAAAGACAACAAGAUUCAUGGUUGGAUAUCAUUUGACCCUCCUAUUGGCUUCUGGCAAAUUACACCUAGUGAUGAAUUCCGAACCGGUGGGCCUACAAAGCAAAAUCUUACCUCUCAUGUUGGUCCCACCACCCUUGCUAUGUUCUUCAGUGCACACUAUUCUGGUGAUGAUCUUGUGCCUAAAUUCAGGAAUGGAGAAUCCUGGAAAAAGGUCUUUGGUCCAGUUUUCAUGUAUCUCAAUUCCACUUGGGGAGAAACAGACCCACAUAUUCUCUGGGAGGAUGCAAAUUUGCAGAUGAAAACUGAAGUAGAGUGUUGGCCGUAUGCAUUCCCUCUUUCAGAAGAUUUUCAGAAGGCUGAAGAAAGGGGCUCUAUUACUGGUAGACUACUCGUUUGUGACAGGUACAUUGAUGAGCAAGAUCUAUAUGCAAGUUCUGCAUACAUUGGGUUGGCACUACCAGGAGAAGUGGGGUCAUGGCAAAGAGAAUGCAAGGGAUAUCAAUUUUGGACAAGAGCUGAAGCCAAUGGCUUCUUCUCAAUUAAAAAUAUUCAUACUGGAUACUACAAUCUUUAUGCAUGGGUACCAGGGUUCAUAGGAGACUACAUGUAUGAUACAACUAUAGCCAUUAUGUCAGGAACCAGUAUUGAUCUUGGUGACCUUGUAUAUCGACCUCCAAGAGAUGGUCCCACACUUUGGGAGAUUGGAUACCCUGAUCGCUCUGCUGCUGAGUUCUACGUUCCAGAUCCUAAACCCGAUUAUGUAAAUAGGCUUUAUCUAAAUCAUCCUGAUAGAUUUAGACAAUAUGGACUUUGGGAGAGAUAUGCUGAUUUAUAUCCUGACAGUGAUCUUGUUUAUACUGUUGGUGUUAGUGACUUCACGAAGGAUUGGUUCUUUGCCCAGGUUACCAGGAGAAACGAUCAGAACUCAUAUUCACCAACCACUUGGCAGAUUAAAUUCAAACUCGACUAUGUCAAUCAAACUGAAACAUACAUGCUGCGAGUAGCAAUUGCAUCUGCUACUCUAUCUGAAAUGCAAGUUCGUUUCAAUGAUUCCAAAGCUGAACCUCCUCACUUCUCAACCGGACUCAUUGGUAGAGACAACUCAAUAGCGAGGCAUGGAAUCCAUGGGCUGUAUUGGUUAUACAAUAUUGUGGUUCAAAACAGUUUGCUCAUUGAAGGGGAGAACACGAUUUUUCUUACUCAGGCAAGAAGCUCAAGCCCUUUUCAAGGAAUAAUGUAUGAUUAUAUUCGCCUUGAAGAGCCAUGGAAAUCUAGUUCCAGGAAAGGCAUUUUUCCCUGAACUUAGAAAUCGCUUAUCAUAACUUUCUUAUGAAUGAUAGAAAAUAUUAGAAACAAUGAGCAUGUCACUAAGUUAAGUAGUUUCAGUUAUGUAGCUGAAACUUAAUUUGGAAAUAAAUGAAGAGAUUAUUGUGAGUAUUGGAUACUUUUUCAUGCAGUUUA
Molecule: messenger RNA, 2635 nt
Organism: Dendrobium catenatum
Lineage: Eukaryota; Viridiplantae; Streptophyta; Magnoliopsida; Asparagales; Orchidaceae
Product: probable rhamnogalacturonate lyase B
Exons: 17
Coding region: 471-2474 (667 amino acids)
Biological process (GO): carbohydrate metabolic process
Molecular function (GO): catalytic activity; carbohydrate binding
Source: RefSeq, a predicted model, not a curated record